AUGCGUUUGAGUUCAUUUCUUGCGGCCGGUGUGGCCGUUGCACCGUCCGCCUAUGCCAUCAUGCUUCGAUUCUUUUGCUCGCAGCUUGUCGUCGACCGCCUUGACCCUCUCGUCAACCCGGGAGCUCUUCCUUCCCCCCAUCUCCACCAGAUUGUCGGGGGUAACGCUUUCAAUGCCUCCAUGAACCCAGCCCAGCACGACGUGGCAACAACCGCAACCUGCACCUCCUGCACCGUGCCCCAGGACAAAUCCAACUACUGGACAGCUGUCAUGUUCUUCCGGGCACGAAAUGGGACCUUCUAUCGUCUCCCCACGAUGGGCAACCCGCUCGGCUUCGGCUCUGCCAACGGAGGCAUGACGAUUUAUUACCUGACGAACGGAAAAGCAACUUCCUUCAAGCCGGGCUUCCGCAUGACGGUCGGCGACCCGAGCUUCCGCACCGCCGAUCAGAUUAAGAAGUACCCAAGCUUGAUCUACACAUGCCUGCAGACAGCAUACACGCGUGGCGCCGACACAACCGGCUUUCCCACCGGUACCUGCGCGGCUGGGAUCAUGGUCAGCUUGCGGUUCCCGACCUGCUGGGACGGCAAGAACCUCGACUCGGCGGACCACCAGAGCCACACUGCCUAUCCGGUGAAUAACGCGUGCCCUUCGACACACCCGGUCGUCAUCCCACAGGUGUUCUACGAGGCCAUCUGGGACACGACCAAGUUCAAUGACAAGUCGCUGUGGCCGACAGAUGGAUCCCAGCCAUUCGUCUGGUCAUUCGGCGACAAGACCGGCUAUGGAAGCCAUGGCGAUUAUGUCUUUGGCUGGGAGGGGAAUGCAUUGCAGAGUGCCCUAGACUCGAGCAACUGCAACAGUGAUCUUCUCGGCAAUAGCCUGAAUUGUUCCCCGCUCAAGAGCCAGUCUAUUCAGCAGGGCAAUCAGUGCACCGUCAAGAGGUCUGUCAAUGAGAACAUCGAUGGCUGGAUAUCACAACUUCCAGGUGGUAUGCCUGUGGCAUGA
Diaporthe amygdali is the source of this 1008-nucleotide messenger RNA. RefSeq lists its product as uncharacterized. The coding region runs from base 1 to 1008 and encodes 335 amino acids. Lineage: Eukaryota; Fungi; Ascomycota; Sordariomycetes; Diaporthales; Diaporthaceae. The record is from RefSeq and is a predicted model, not a curated record. The transcript has 2 exons.